AUCAGAUUUCCCUGGUUAUUUGAAUUAUUUAUUCGCAGUAUAUAUAUAUCAUUGAUUACUCCUGCUGUGCAUUUCGGAUUUCCCCCAAUUCUCCUCCUUAACUGAGCUACUCUAUUUUUUACAACUCCCCUCAAUUCAAUCAUGCCUGCACAAACCGAAAAAUUGAUCAUUUUUGACACAAGUCUUCGCGAUGGUGAACAGUCACCUGGUGUUACCCUCAAUACAGACGAAAAGAUUCAGAUUGCAAAGCAAAUGUCCCGUCUUGGUGUUGAUGUUCUGGAAGCUGGUUUUCCUGUUGCUUCAAAGGGCGACUUUGAAGCAGUACAACGGAUUGCCCGUGAAGUCGGUCCCCUGAUGGUCGACCGCGAAAAGAUUGGCGAACCUAUGACUAUCUGUGGUCUUGCACGCGCCGUACCUACCGAUAUCAAAGAAUGUGCCGAAGCGAUUGCCGACGCUCCCCGCAAACGUAUCCAUAUCUUCCUUGCUACCUCGGACCUCCACUUGAAAUAUAAACUGAAAAUCGAUCGAGAUGAAUGUGUGAAACGCGCCGUUGCCGCUGUCACUCUGGGUAAAUCGCUGGUCGAUGAUAUUGAAUUCUCCCCUGAAGAUGCUGGUCGAUCCGAUCGUGAUUUCUUGUGCCAUGUUCUUGGUAAAGUCAUUGAAGCCGGUGCUUCUACUCUGAAUAUCCCCGAUACCGUUGGUUAUAACACCCCUGAGGAAUAUGGCGCCCUCAUCAAAUAUUUGGUGGAACACACCCCUGGCGCAGACAAGGUUCGUUUCUCUACCCAUUGUCACAACGAUCUUGGUUUGGCGACGGCCAAUACGCUGGCUGGCAUUCAGAAUGGAGCUCGUCAAGUAGAGGUGACGAUCAACGGUAUUGGUGAACGUGCGGGCAACACAGCUAUGGAAGAAGUGGUCAUGGCAAUCCAUACCCAUCCCAACUAUUUCCCUGUCCAUCACACCAUCAAUACACAGCUCAUUUAUCAAACCUCGCGCAUGGUCUCGGAACUGUCCGGUAUGAUGGUCCAACCCAACAAGGCCAUUGUAGGUCGCAAUGCUUUCCUUCAUGAAUCCGGUAUCCAUCAAGACGGUGUGCUCAAGAACCGACAAACCUAUGAGAUCAUUACACCGGAAACUGUCGGUGUUACGGAUAUCGCUCUUGUUCUUGGUAAACAUUCUGGCCGUAAUGCCUUCCGUGAACGAUGCAAGGAGCUUGGUUACGGUCAUUUGGCGGAAACCGAGUUCCAAAAGGCCUUUGAAGAUUUCAAAGCUCUCUGUGACCAGACCAAGAACGUCAACGAUGCCCAUAUUCUCUCUAUUCUCAGCACCAUCAUCCCAUGCCCUUAGAUUAUAUCACUCUCUCCCUUUCUCUCCUAGAUGAAUACCUCAAAAAGCUUUGGAAGCCUUAAAGUCCUGAAAGCAGACUAUCAGUUUGUAAAUGUACGCCAUUGUACAAAUUUUUUUUAAAUAUACAUCAUCACGUCCGAAUUGUACACACCCG
This is a messenger RNA of Radiomyces spectabilis, 1501 nucleotides long. RefSeq lists its product as uncharacterized. Gene Ontology annotation, molecular function: 2-isopropylmalate synthase activity. The record is from RefSeq and is a predicted model, not a curated record. NCBI's taxonomy places the organism in Eukaryota, Fungi, Mucoromycota, Mucoromycetes, Mucorales, Radiomycetaceae. The transcript is spliced from 4 exons. Gene Ontology annotation, biological process: L-leucine biosynthetic process. Bases 142 to 1347 code for a protein of 401 amino acids.